AUGUUCAUUGGACUCCUCCUCGGUCUAUGGACCUGGAAAUGCUUCUGGAUUGUUAUCCUGCAAAACAAGCUUCUCUACCUCUCCUGGUUGCCUCCAUUCACAAGAUCUGAGGUGAUUUCAGACUAUGAGGCUGAGUGCAGGUCUGUGUUAUGGGAGGAGAAGCAGAUUCGCAGUUUGGAUGGGACUAAAUUGGCCGUUUGUGAGGGCCACAUUCCGGUUCCUCGCAAGGACUAUGAGUCUUUUUCAAAUUCGGGUACUUUACCGAAUUCCGAUCAAGGGAAAUCAAUCCCAAAACGGAUUAAGUCCGUUGUGUUGUGUUACUUUCAAGGCAAUGGUGGCUCGACCCCUAUGCGGUUGCCAAUUCUCUCUCAUGUCUUGCGCGCAAUUGUGGAAACAUCAAGGUCAGCUUCAUCUAUGUCCGGUACUGAGUUCUCUCAAUAUACUAUCGCUGCGUUAUCAUAUCGUGGCUACUGGACGUCAUCUGGUCGCGCCACACAGUCCGGUAUUGAGAUGGAUGCCCAGGCAUUCUUGAAUUGGGUUUCGAAAACAUACGUGUCUCCAGAAACCGAUCUUGAGAUUGUAGUUUGGGGACACAGUCUAGGUGCUGCUGUUGCAAGCUCAGCAGUAUCUACGUACAUUGCCCUUCAACAUGAGGGGCAAACUUUCUCGAACACGAGCAGCAACAGGCCACUGGCGCCCAUUUCCGGACUCAUUUUGGAAGCGCCUACUUCCAGUAUCAAAGAUAUGCUCAUCAGCCUUUAUCCUCAGAAAUGGCUUCCUUACAGGUAUCUUUGGCCGUUCUCUUGGAACACUUGGGAUAUUAAGGCGAAGAUGAAUCAAAUGGCUACAUGGAGAGACGACCGACCAAGGUCUCAAACCCCUAAAUCUGAAACUACGCAACUAAGACCUCGCUCACUUCCGCCGAUUUUUCUUCUGUCUGCCGAAAAAGACGAAGUGAUUCCACCGUAUGUACCAGAUCAAUUAGAAAAGCAUGCCAAAUCCCUCGGCUUGAAGAUCGAGAGGAAAGAUGUCCUCGGUGCCAUGCAUAUAGAGGCACCACUCAAACUGGAUGGCAGGAAAGCAAUGGUACAAUUUAUCGUCAACGGCACAUCCGUCCCCAAGACAUAA
Messenger RNA from Penicillium digitatum Pd1, 1128 nucleotides. RefSeq names its product putative Alpha/beta superfamily hydrolase. NCBI's taxonomy places the organism in Eukaryota, Fungi, Ascomycota, Eurotiomycetes, Eurotiales, Aspergillaceae. Gene Ontology annotation, molecular function: palmitoyl-(protein) hydrolase activity. Gene Ontology annotation, cellular component: membrane. The record is from RefSeq and is a predicted model, not a curated record.